This is a messenger RNA of Portunus trituberculatus (swimming crab), 5187 nucleotides long. It is a transcript of the gene Dgk, whose product is annotated as diacylglycerol kinase beta-like. Gene Ontology annotation, molecular function: calcium ion binding; ATP-dependent diacylglycerol kinase activity. Gene Ontology annotation, cellular component: plasma membrane. Gene Ontology annotation, biological process: lipid phosphorylation; intracellular signal transduction; diacylglycerol metabolic process. The record is from RefSeq and is a predicted model, not a curated record. The transcript is spliced from 22 exons. NCBI's taxonomy places the organism in Eukaryota, Metazoa, Arthropoda, Malacostraca, Decapoda, Portunidae. The coding region runs from base 508 to 3219 and encodes 903 amino acids.
GACUAGAUAUUUAGUGAUCCUUCGUUUUGUGAAUGUCUUGGCUUGGUGUCGUGGAUACAGUCAGUCAGGAGAGACACCCAUGGAUAGGGAGCACGUUCCCCUCAGUGUGGGGGCAGUGUGGCCUCGUAGAUUUGUCACGGCCAGAAGAGUAGUUUGCCACGUUUUGAGUGUCAGUGUACUGGUGGCUAGAAAUGUGUUUAGUUAUUAACUCUGAUGGAAGUUUGUUGAAUAUGAAUUUGAUUCCUUGGAAGCCGAUUAUCGAGCGACAAGGGAGGCUUGCGGCGUUGCUCCCUUCCACUCACGAGCCUCACUGUACCGCGCACGCUCAAUAUGUGCCUGGCGUCCGGGCGGUGUGGCGGUGAGCGCGCGGCGUGUGGCAGCAGGCCCAGCCAUCAGGACCAUGUGACGAGUCCUUCAUCCUAAAUCACAGUCAUCUCCAUUUUGACCUUAGACAGUAGCAACCGUGGCCUCCGACAGCACCACAGACAGGUGCUGGGAGCGAGGAGGAUGGCUCUCCACUGGGAAAAGCUUUCGCCGGCGGAGUUUCAGCAGUUGCAGGAUUUGACAACAUACUCUACCAAGAAACUUGAGAAUGUCUUGAAGGAAUUCACAGGUUCGGGCCCUCUCUCCAAAUACAGCCUCGAUGGGGACAUCGACUAUGAAGGGUUCCGGCAGUUCAUGAAUAUCUACCUGGAAGUAGAGAUGCCAGAGGAGCUAUGUAGGCACCUGUUUCUGUCCUUCGUCAAGCGUCCGCGACCUCAGCCAGUCGAACCGAAGUCCAUCAAGGAAAUGGCGGUCAUGUCAUCGGCCACUGCGUGUGCCCCCAUCACCUCCCACAACACUUCAGGAGGCUCCAUCAGUAAUCUGGCCUCGUGCGCAAUGACCGAGAGUGUGUCUGCUAAGUCUGAAGGGGGCGGUGGUCUGGCGGAGAAGCUGCACGGCCUUACGGAGAAACUGUCCUCCCUAGGCCACAACCGCUCAGACUCUGAAGCCUCCAGCCGCACCCGCACUGGGAGUAUAGGGGCGUGCGUGCAUCCGCUGGUCACCGUCACUCAGACCAACAGCUACACCGAUGGCAAGAUUGAGAAGAGCACAGACUCAUCACCUUCUCAUUCUCAAAUGUCACGUUCAUCUUCCAAAAAAUCCAACAAUUCCCUCCUGGUCACUAAUGGUAAACUUGAAGACAUGAGGCACUUGGUGAGGAAGUCCAGCAGCAUUGAGGUGCACACCGUUAGGGUGAGUCUGAAGGACAUCAUCUGCUACCUAACACUGUUGGAGGGGUGCCGGCCAGAGGACAAGCUGGAGUUCAUGUUCCGGUUGUAUGAUACGGAUGGCAAUGGAGUACUGGAUACCAAUGAGAUUGAUUGCAUCAUUAAUCAGAUGAUUCAAGUAGCGGACUACUUAGACUGGGAUGUCACUGAGCUCAGACCAAUCCUGACGGACAUGAUGACAGAAAUAGACUAUGACAAUGAUGGCACUGUAUCCCUGGAAGAGUGGAAGAGAGGAGGCAUGACCACCAUUCCCUUGCUGGUGCUUCUGGGACUUGACACGAACUUAAAAGAAGAUGGUAACCAUGUGUGGCGGCUCAAGCACUUCAGCAAACCAGCUUACUGCAACCUGUGUCGCAACAUGCUGAUGGGCCUUGGAAAGAAGGGCUUAUCCUGUGUCUUUUGUAAAUAUACUGUCCAUGAACGUUGUGUCCAGCGAGCACCAGCCUCAUGCAUUGCCACCUAUGUGAAGAGUAAGAAAACGUCCCAGUCCAUGCUACAUCACUGGGUGGAAGGCAAUUGUCCUGGCAAGUGUUCUCGAUGUAAAAAGGCUAUCAAGAGUUACAAUGGCAUCACUGGACUUCACUGCUCCUGGUGUCAUCUUAGACUACACAACAGAUGUGUAUCUCAAGUAAAGCCUGAGUGCAAUUUUGGUGAGCACAGAGUACAUGUUCUUCCCCCUACAGCCAUCUGUCCUACUGUGUUGGACCGCCAGAAAUCUAUUACUAAAGAGAAGAGAGAUGUGCAUCGGUCUGAAUCUACACCUAGUGGCCUCAGCGAUGGGACUGUUUCAGCCCCAAUGUCCUUCCAAAUCACUCCUCCGCCUGGAACCCACCCACUGGCUGUGUUCGUGAAUCCUAAGAGUGGGGGAAGGCAGGGGACAAGGAUUCUCAGGAAAUUCCAGUACCUGCUAAACCCUCGCCAAGUCUACAAUUUGGCUAAGGAGGGUCCUGUAGCUGGCCUUCAGCUCUUCAAGGAUGUCCCCAACAUGCAAGUCAUUGUGUGUGGAGGGGAUGGUACUAUUGGCUGGAUUUUGGAGCAGAUGGACAAAGUCCAGUGGGCACAGGUGCCAAGUGUGGGCAUCAUGCCUCUGGGGACAGGCAAUGACCUAGCCAGAUGCCUCAGGUGGGGAGGAGGAUAUGAAGGGGAAAGUCUUCACAAAAUUCUAAAGAAAAUAGAAAAAUCCACAGUGGUGUUGAUGGACCGUUGGCAUAUAGAAGUUUCAGAGCAGACAGGGACACAGGAAGGUGAUGAAGUUGGGGACAAGAUACCAUACAACAUUAUCAAUAAUUAUUUUAGCAUAGGUGUGGAUGCUGCUAUUGGAGUCAAGUUUCAUUUAGAACGUGAGAGAAAUCCAGAAAAGUUCAACAGCCGGAUGAAGAACAAGCUUUGGUAUUUUGAGUAUGCUACCUCAGAGACAUUUGCUGCAUCUUGCAAAAACCUUCAUGAAGAUAUAGAUAUAAUGUGUGAUGGUGUCUCCUUAGAUCUCUCCAAUGGCCCUUCCCUGCAAGGCAUAGCUGUCCUGAACAUUCCCUACACUCAUGGAGGCUCCAAUAUGUGGGGAGACACCACCAUGAAGAAAAGAAAUAAAGCCACUAAAACUAAAAAGAAAAAAGACAGAGAAAGAGAACUUUCAACCUCCUCUUUUACAUCUGCUGAUCUAAGCACUGCCAUUCAAGACAUUGGUGAUAAGCUUAUUGAAGUCAUUGGAUUUGAGAAUUGCUUACACAUGGGCCAAGUGAGGACUGGUCUGAGAGGAUCCGGUCGACGCUUGGCUCAGUGCUCAUCUGUUGUCAUCCGCACCAGGAAAAAGUUUCCCAUGCAGAUUGAUGGCGAACCAUGGUGCCAGCCACCCUGUACUAUACAUAUAACUCACCACAAUCAAGUGCCAAUGCUGAUGGGUCCUAGAACGAGUCGAAGAAAAGGCAUUUUUUCCUUUAUUCGUAAGUGACAGGAGGAUCCAGGGGCAACUCAAGGUGCCCCAAAGUGUCCUAAAGAUUCUCUCAGGUUUUCUAAGCUCAGAUGUCUUGCAAGAAAACAUUGAAUUAAACUUGAAGCUUAGAAGAUGAUUCAGAGAAGGAUCCUGAAUAUGAUACAUUUAUCAGAUGUGUGAAGGUAUGUUUGAGAGACACAGUAUAUACUAGUUGAUUCUUUACUAAUAGUUAUGUAGUGUGUAUUGUUUUGUGUGUUUCAUGUUCAUCUCCACUUUCUCACCAUAAUGCUAUUCAAAAAUAAGAAUGUUUCCUUAUAUUUAUUUAACUUUUAUUAAGGUGCUCAAAUAGAGAGAGAGAGAGAGAGAGAGAGAGAGAGAGAGAGAGAGAGAGAGAGAGAGAGAGAGAGAGAGAGAGAGAGAGAGAGUACAUUAGUUAUUAUUUUAAGAUUACAUUUCCACUUUUCAGUGAGUUAAUUAAGACAGUUUAUUAAUCCUAAAUUUAGUUUUAACUUUGGUUCUGGAAAGGUUUUGUAAGAAAGGAAGGGAAGUUUCCUUGAAUAUACUUUUAAUAGCUACCUUAGUGAUGAAGCUCACUGUAGAAAAGUCAGUUGUUAUGAAAAACUCUAGUCAUUUUUUAUCUGUCGUCUGAUAAGUAUAUCAUAUUCACAUAAUAUUGUGCUGUUAUAUGUUAUUCUUAGAAUAGUGGAAAGAAAGUGAUGUGACUCAUGGUCUUUUUGACACUCAGAUGAAAUUAACUUAUGUGAAAAUGAAUAGAUAUCCAGUUAAUUCAAGAAAAGAUUUUAUAUGAAGAGCUGGUGACUGACAGUAUUAUAGGCAUUUUUUUAAUGAAAUAAUUUUUUAGUCUUUCCUUGAUAGAAACAUAGAGCUGUUUACAUUUAUACUUUUUCAGUCGAUGUGAUAAAAGCAAUGAGCUUUAAUGCAGAUCUAGUUUUUCAUACCAUGAGAACUAUUACAUUAUUCUCAUAUUUGAAUAAUUUUUCAAAGUGAAGUAAUAUGUGUAUGGAGGUCAGGCAUACAGUGAUGGGCCUUUAUAAUACAAUACUGUAGUAUGUUGUUUGGUAUUACAGAAUAAUGCAAAAAAUACGUAUAUAUAUAUAGUUGUCUUAAGAGUCUCUGCUUUGCACAUAAAUUUAGCUUUUCUUUAUUGUUCCAUUCUUGUUACUCUUAUAUCUGUAUUGUCACCCUUCCUGCUGCCUUAGUCAUUUCCUGUUGUUCCCAGACAUAGCUACCUGAUAUCUCAGAGCAGUUUGUUUUAUCUUGUGCAUCAGAUGUAAUCUUGACCCUCGAGCUAACAUCUCCCUCGCAAGGCUGUACUGUCUUCAAAGUCUUCAUUACCUAUUCAUUACUAUAAUGGAUCCCCCAAAAAUGUGCCAAAAACAUGACGCUUAAUGUAGAAUAAGAGGUUUGUAAAAGGAAACAAUACAAAGAUCUAAUUAAAUGUAAAGAAAAUAUGUAUAUUCAAGGCUGUUGCUUUGACUCUAUAUUAAUUGUUUUAUCAUAAUGCAUAUAGACAUAUGUUAAUAAUAGGUUGAGAUACUUUCCUGAAUAUAGCAGUUACAGUGUAUGCUUGCAUAUAUGCUAGCUAAUCUGGUUUAAAGUCCUAGAAUGAUUUUAAGUGAAUUAUUGGUGUAGUGUGAUUAAUUACUGUAUUUACUAAAAGUUUUUAAAAGUAAAAGUUUAGAUAAUUUUCUAGAGAACAGUUCAUUAUCAUUUAGAAUUUGAUGAUUUAUGAAAGAAAUCAGCCAUGGUCUUAUAAUUGUGUUCUCAGAACACACACAUACACAGGAAAAGGUAUAUAUGUACAUCAGCUAAAAACUGGAUAAAUAUUAAUACAGAGACAGGACUACGAAUGUAGCUCAGGCCCUGUAUACUAUAGCUAGGUAGAUAAACAAACACACACACACACACACACACACACACACACACACACACACACACACACACACACACACACACACACACACA